AUGAACCUUGAAAUUCCUACGACGCAACUUCUGCUCUUCGUCUUCCUCUUGUACGUCGUCGCGACUCGCGGCGAGGGCAUUGAAGAAUCGAGAAACGAAUCCGCGAACGAAGGAGUGAAGCCAGUUGAAGAGUUCUACGAGGAAUCCUCCAGCGAAGACCAAUUUUCUCUGCAGUCAGCGACUACUACCGAGCCCACGACAACUAUAGAAACCUACCGGAAACUGACGUUGUCCGUCACAGACAAGAAGAACAUCUCCAGAGAAUUUCGACCAAGUGUGCAUCUAGGAGAGAUCAAAGAGUCCAGAAUAAGCAGCGGUCCCUUCAACAAUCUUCAUCACUUCAAGUUUGACAGUGGUGCGGAUCCUGGUUCCUACUACGAGCACCUGAACGACUUCCGGUUUGUCCUUCAACCCACUGCGCAGUCUCUUCAAGUUGAUCAUCAAGGAUACAUCCAUCAGAAUUUGCACGAAACUGUUUCUGGUUCGUCGGAAGAGGGGAAAAAGGAUGGGACAGAGCAGAACAAUUUUGUAAAAUUCCAAAAUGAUGUAUUAAAUGUUCCUAGAUACCAAUAUGGCGGACCUUCGAAGGAUCAAGCAUCGGAUCAACAGUUUGGUUAUCCAGCGAUGGAAAAUGUUGGGGCACAGUAUGAUUUAGUGGAUCAACAGGUGUUUCAGAAUUUAGAGAAGCCUACCUACGAGCAAGAAGCUUAUACUUUGUUAGGAAAACCAUCCAAGUUUCAGAGUGAACCUCACAAACAUGAAGUGGGAAAUUUUCUCAAGGUUGAUCCUCUGAAGACACAGAAUUACGCGGGAUUUUAUGAUCAUCAGGCAAAUCAACAGAGUUCGCAAGAUUACGAAAUAUUGAAGAAGCCUGGUAAUGGGGUGAUUUACGUUCAGGAGUCUUCGUUCCUGAAGACCAAGAAGUAUCCUUACUUUGUUCAUCAGCCAGUUGUUGGGAAUCAUCAAAUUGAAUUCCACGAUGGCGGACACUCGAAUUAUCCUGUUAGAAAAAGAGUGUCACCCUGGAAGAAGAUCCUCCGCCUGAUUGGCGCGUUUCUGCCUCUGGGCCUGCUCAUAGCCGCCCUAACGCCGAAUGUCGUAAAGGUUGACAACACCACCCAGCCCAGCAUAGUUCUAUCGAAAUGGAGGGUCACUGACCUGCCAGUGGAGCACAAACAGGCGCGAUUCACGGAUGCCAUGAACGUCUGCGAGGAGAGAUCGAUCUGCGAUAUUAUCUUAGCUGGUGGCGACGCCGGAGCAACCACGUUGCAGAACAUCCUGUGGAACCUGGCGACCAGAGCGACAAGUGCAAUGGCAAAGGAAAGCGGGCUUCAGGAAGUUUUCGAAGCGGUGAAGAAAAAAGAUUGUAGAAACGUCUCUUGCUGA
This is a messenger RNA of Habropoda laboriosa, 1386 nucleotides long. RefSeq lists its product as uncharacterized. Lineage: Eukaryota; Metazoa; Arthropoda; Insecta; Hymenoptera; Apidae. The transcript has 4 exons. Bases 1 to 1386 code for a protein of 461 amino acids. The record is from RefSeq and is a predicted model, not a curated record.